This is a messenger RNA of Verticillium alfalfae VaMs.102, 408 nucleotides long. RefSeq lists its product as hypothetical. The transcript has a single exon. Gene Ontology annotation, biological process: protein transport. The coding region runs from base 1 to 408 and encodes 135 amino acids. Lineage: Eukaryota; Fungi; Ascomycota; Sordariomycetes; Glomerellales; Plectosphaerellaceae. The record is from RefSeq and is a predicted model, not a curated record.
AUGGAUAUCCUCAACCGCUCGGCCGCCAACCUGCGCUCAACCUUCACGGAGCUCACGUACGAAAAGUUCAUCCGCAUCGUUAUCGUCGUUGGCGCGUACGCCCUCCUUCGCCCCUACCUUCUCAAGAUCACGGGCCGCUCGCAAAUGGCCCAGCACACCGAAGCCAACGAAGAGGCUGCCAAGGCUGAGAUAUCGCCCAACUCCCUGCGUGGACAGGUCGACAUACCCGAAGACUCGGAUGACGAGGGCGUCGAGAGUGCCGCGACGGGCGCAGACUGGGGCAAGAAGGCGAGGAGGAGACAGCGCGAAGUCCUGAAGAUGAUGAUGGACGCCGAGGAGGAGCGGUUGGCGCAGGAACAGGAGGACGAGGAGGACAAGGAUAUCGAAGAGUUCUUGAUCAAGGAGUAG